This is a messenger RNA of Anguilla rostrata (American eel), 3022 nucleotides long. RefSeq names its product vasodilator-stimulated phosphoprotein-like. The transcript has 14 exons. Bases 349 to 1572 code for a protein of 407 amino acids. Gene Ontology annotation, molecular function: SH3 domain binding; profilin binding. The record is from RefSeq and is a predicted model, not a curated record. Lineage: Eukaryota; Metazoa; Chordata; Actinopteri; Anguilliformes; Anguillidae. Gene Ontology annotation, biological process: neural tube closure; axon guidance; actin cytoskeleton organization.
AGCCUACCACCGCCAGCAAAAGAUUUUUUUACGAGAAGAGAGGGAGUAAUGAACUCUCACAGAGCAGACACUACUGAAAGUCAAGAGACCAAAGAAAGCAGCUUGGUGCUCACGGCCAACGAUCAAAGCGUGAAAAAAUAUUAUAGGUAUUUAGAAUAAAUCAGAAAAUGGAGGAAGCGCUUCGCUAAAUGGUGUUUAGCGGGAGAUGAGCCGGGAUACUGAUUGGAACUGACAAGCUUACUCCACUAGCCUACUGUAACGAUAGUGCUGUGCUCUCUUAAACAGGAAAUCUACAAGAUCUGACACCGAAAAUACUGCGAGGGAGAGGAUCCGCGCUCUCGCCAAACAAUGAGUGAGUCAAGCAUCUGCCAGGCUCGUGCCACGGUGAUGAUCUACGACGAUGCAAACAAGAAGUGGGUCCCGGCUGGCACGGGCACCCAGACCUUCAGCAGGGUGCAGAUCUACCACAACCCCUCCAGCAACGCUUUCAGAGUGGUGGGGCGCAAGCUGCAGGCAGACCAGCAGGUGGUGAUAAACUGUCCAAUCGUGAAGGGGCUGAAGUACAACCAGGCCACGCCCAGCUUCCACCAAUGGAGGGACGCGCGGCAGGUGUGGGGGCUCAACUUCGGCAGUAAGGAAGACGCGGCGCUCUUCGCCAACGGAAUGAUGCACGCCCUGGAGGUGCUGAGUGCCAUGGCAGACACGGGCUCCACCCUCCCCCGACCUGUGCAGAAUGGACCCUCCCAAGAGGAACUGGAGCAGCAAAGGAGGCUUGAGCAGCAGGAAAGAGAGCGUCUGGAGAGGGAGAGACAGGCGGCGGCUCCGCCCACCCCCCCAGCAGCCCUGCCCGCAGCCCCGCCUGCACCCCCAGGGGGCCCACCUCCUCCACCGGGGCCCCCUCCUCCUCCCUCGGGACCUCCGCCCCCACCUGGCCCCCCACCUCCACCCGGGAGUGGACCCCCACCUGCCCCGCCUCUUCCCUCAUCUGGCAGUGGAGGAGGGGGAGGAGGCGGGAGUGGGGGAGAUGGGGGUUUGGCUGCGGCCCUUUCUGGUGCCAAACUACGCAGGGUGCCCAAGGAGGAUGGUGGUGGUGCAGGCCCAGCAGCCAAGGCCGAGAGCAACGCCAGCAGUGGCGGAGGAGGUGGUGGUGGAGGUGGUGGGGGCGGGGGCCUGAUGGGAGAAAUGAGCGCCAUCCUCGCAAGGCGGAGGAAAGUUACCGAUAAGAAACCUGAAAAGAGUGACGAGCCAAAUAAUGGGGAUUCAUUGUCUUCAGGUGCAAAGUCAGCUGAACUCCCCCGGAAACCUUGGGAGAAAUCUGCGACCAUGCCCAGGACUAACGCCAGCCCCAGCAGGGCUCAGGAUCCCUCCCCUCCCACCCACUCUUCCCCAACUUUGGCCCCAGCAUCCAGGGUAAAGCAAGCGGGAGGCAGUAAAGACACAGGAAGCAACGAGGAGUCAGAAAUGGAGAGAAUCAAACAGGACAUCCUGGAGGAAGUCCGCAAAGAGCUUCAGAAAGUCAAAGAGGAAAUUAUUGGAGCAUUCCUGCAGGAGCUGCAGAAGAGGGACACAUAGUCCCGCAGGUCGGACAGGAGCUACGCCACUGCAGAGGGACGGGCCUCGUCACGGCCCAAACCCCCCCCUCCAGAAUGCCACGUCCAAUGUCCCCGCCCCUCGACUCUCUUGCGCUCUACGACACGCACACGCGUACGCACGCAUUCGACCCGGGGAACUCCUCCACUGAGAGCGUGUGCCCCUUGCUUCCCUUCCCUCGCACACGGCCACAGAUUCAGAUCUACUUACGCUUCUCUGACAAACCUCUCUGUCUGUCCUUCCAUUCUGUCCCCACCCCACCCCACCCCACCCCACCACCAACACAGCCUUAUCUGUAAGAUUAUAAUAUUCAGGGAAUAUCGCAAAUGACAAAGAUGAAGAUGCUUAAGUGCACUAUGUACGGUUACAUAUAAUUCCAUCUCUUCCCGCCUGGCUGGUAGAACUGCAGCUGGACUCUUCUGAAAAUAAACUAGUUUUUAUAUUUGUAUAUCUGAGGACAGCAGUCGGGAAAGAGAAGGAACAAUCUGUCUGUAAUGGUUUCAGGGCUGGUAGACGGGACAUUUGAAAUGUCUCUUGCAUCCCUGACCUUGACAGAGCUUGCCCAGUCCCAGGUGCAGACCUUUCACUCACGCCAAUGCUGCAUUUACCUCAGGGAUGAGCAGGAUCAGUGCGCCGCGGACGCUAAUGCCGCAGGGCGCGGCUACAGGAUCAGCAACACUGGCCAACUUAAGAGCGCUUUCUCAGCGGCUUGCCUGACGAUGAACCUUCUCAUUAUGCUCUCAAGCCUGUUCUCAUUAAAGCCAGGAAGGCAAUAAGGGGGGAAACAAGGCUCUGUUACAGAGGCCAGGACCAUAACCUGUACAAGAAACCGAGGUUAUUGUAAAGGAGAUGAAUGUUCAAACAUAGAUUAGUACACUCUAGAAUGGAGAGGGAGACAGAGAGGGAACACCGAAGAGAGAGAGGUUUGUAUGGAAGCGUAUCGCUUGAUGUGACUGCCAAACGCAGAUAAUCUGUUUCUUGUGUGUACUUUCUGUGGGUAAGCUGUCUGUACAGCUGUGGAUCAGCUGAGUAUGGCUCCCUGCUACUCAUGUUGUGCCCCACCCCCCACCAGACUUGACUGAAACUUGUAUCUCUUGACUGAGACUCGUAUCUUACACAGAGAGCUGUGCUUUUAUUUUCUUCAGUUCAUUCUUCUAUGUGAGGCCUGUUUUACACAUGUAUAUUAAAAUAUAGAAAAGAAAAAAAAAUUUGGGUAUAAAUAUAUGUUUUUUAGGGUAAUUAAAACAAAAAUGAGAUGCUAUUUCUAUUUUGAUUGAAAUCCCUGAUGCGGUUUAAUGUAUUUUGAUUUUGUUAUUGAUCCAAUUUUUUCUCGUUAGAGCCUUUUUGAGCUGAAAAUUUGUCUAAAGGAAACAGUGCAAUAACACCCAAUUAGAAUUGCCUUCAUUGAGAAAUACAGCUGCUUCUUGUAUGA